AUGGCUGAUGAGAUGGAGAGGGUCCGCGACCUCCCUGGUGAUGACGACGACGACAUGGGCGACGAAGAGGUAGAAGAGCUCUUCGGCCAUGGAGCUGUACCUGGUGGAGCUGGCGUAGAGGACCCCAUCAACCUUGAUGGUGACGAAGGUGGAGGACCCCAUUAA
Miscanthus lutarioriparius is the source of this 165-nucleotide messenger RNA. Lineage: Eukaryota; Viridiplantae; Streptophyta; Magnoliopsida; Poales; Poaceae. The record is from the annotation of a GenBank genome assembly.